Molecule: messenger RNA, 2355 nt
Organism: Emericellopsis atlantica
Lineage: Eukaryota; Fungi; Ascomycota; Sordariomycetes; Hypocreales; Bionectriaceae
Exons: 2
Coding region: 1-2355 (784 amino acids)
Source: RefSeq, a predicted model, not a curated record
AUGUCUGGAUUGGAGGUAGCGGCUGGGGUGAUAGCUGUCGUCACCAUCGCCGCGCAGGUGGCAGGCUUGGCAAUGGACUACGAGAAGAGCGUGCAAAAUGCCUUUGCCGAAAUGAAUAGCCUGCUGAAGGAGGUAAACAGGCUCCAGCACACGGCCGAACGCGUGCAAGCUCUCCUUGACGGACCGCAGGGCCACUUGCUUGGUGCUUCGAAGCCGCUCCGCGAGGCACUGGAUGAAGCGGUGCUGCUGCUAGAAUCCACCAGGGAGAGGCUUGUCCUGCCUCCUCAUUCUGGCUCAUGGAGACGGAUGUGGAAGCGAGAAAGCUGGUCAGCUCGGGGCAAGGGUACCGACGACACUGUUGUGGGUCUCUCCAGAUGUGCCCAGAACAUAACGAAUGCUCUUCAGGUCGAUCAGACGCACAUCCUAGCUGGCUUGGAUAGGGAUCAAGUCUUCGAGAAACUCCCACAUGUUGGCGCAGCCGCGUAUAACUCCUACGCCGAGGAAAACGAAGCCUUUUGUCUAACGGGAACGCGAACAGAAUUGCAGCACACUAUAUUGGCGUGGGCAAAGGAUCCCACCUCGAGCACCCUGUUCUGGCUUCAAGGCAUCGCUGGUACAGGCAAGUCAACCGUAGCUCGAACAAUUGCCAGAACCCUUGAUUCGGACGGUAGCCUCGGCGCCAGCUUCUUCUUCAAGAGUGGCGAUGGCGAUCGUGCCAAAUCCUCCAAAGUCAUCACCACCCUUGCGUCGCAACUGGCCGCCAACGACCCAGAGUUGGCCGCACUGCUCAGGAAGACCCUGGCUUCCGAUCCACUGUUGCCCGACAAGUCUCUACAAGAGCAAUUCGAGAAGCUGAUCUAUGAGCCGUGGACAGGAUUGCAAGCCUCUCGCCGUCACAAUCGAUACUUUGUCAUUGUACUGGACGCCCUGGAUGAGUGCGACGACGCACCAAGCGUCAAAGUACUGGUCCGCCUCUUCGCAAAGCUGUCAACGCUCAAGUCACCGCGGCUGCUUGUUUUCGCUGCCAGCCGGGCUGAGCUUACGGUGCGACUGGGGUUCCACGGCGUGCAGGGCACGUAUCAAGAUUUGGUGUUGCAUGAAAUCCCCGAGACGGUUGUAAAGACAGACAUUGCUAUAUUCAUUGAAACAGAGACAAAACGCAUUCGCAAUGACUACAACGACACGACCAUCAGCGCCCUUCAGCUGCCGGAGAGCUGGCCGUCCAGGCCAGACUUGGAGGCGCUGGUCAACAUGUCUGUGCCACUGUUCAUUUUCGCAGCCACUGCCUGUCGCUUCAUUGGAGAGCUGAUGGAGGGCAACCCCCAAGAACAGCUGGAAACGUUCUUGAGCUACAAAGGUGCGGGUGGCGGGAGCACUCUGGCAAGCACGUACACGCCCGUGCUGGAUCGUCUCAUGAAAGGAGUUCUCGACAGAGAAAAGCGUAUCGCAAACUUCCGCAUGAUCGUUGGGACCAUCAUACUCGCAGAGACACCGGUCUCUGCAACCUUAUUACAUCGCCUCCUCGAUAUUGAUCUUGCGACUAUUUGGGGCAUGCUCAACCUUCUCCAUUCCGUUUUACGCGUGCCGGAUACCAAGGUGGCAGGAUGCGAGAAUCUGCCCAUCAGACUUUUGCACCUGUCACUCCGCGACUUUCUGCUCAAUCCUCUGACUAUUGAGCAACAUGUACUCGGCAUCAGCGAGAAGGAGACACACCGCUACAUUGCGCAGCGGUGUCGCAUUACACUGAGUCGCAAGCUCACUCGUAAUAUCUGUGAAUUGCCAUAUCCUGGCUCCCUCAGGGAAGACAUUGACGACGAGCAACUGCAGCAGCACAUGGCCCCUGACUUGAUGUAUGCCUGCUCAUACUGGAUGUUUCACACGGUCAAGGGCGGCGUGCCAGGUGAGAUUUGCCACGAAGUCCUGCAUUUUCUCCAACAGUUCCUGCUACAAUGGCUGGAGGCGAUGAGCUGCAUGGGGUCGACGCAUGAUGUGGCAGAUGCCGUGCACAACCUCAGUCAGAUACUCGACAAUGGCCAGGAGGACCUAUUGAAUUUUCUUGAGGACACUCGGCGCUUCAUACAGGCGCACGCAACGCAGAUCCAGGAGGCACCGCUCCAGGUAUACUCGUCUGCACUUGUCUUCUCGCCCAGGUCAAGUAUUGUGCGCCAGUGGUUCAAGGAGAGUGAGCCCAGAUGGCUGUCUCAGCUUCCCACUGCGCAGGAAUACAGGGACUCUAGCUUCGAUACUGGACGGAACGCCCUAGUUGCUUUGUCUUGUCCCGUUGCGCGACCUUCCUCGCUAUUGGCUAUUCCAAACAACUCAAACAGGCCAGGGACGGAACGGCCGGCAGCCUAA